AUGUCGACCAUCAUUAACAAGCCGUGGGAUGCUCGCUACGCUGGGGCCGUACCUCACGAUGCUUCAUACUACUCCAAGUGUUUGCUCGGAGGUGUCCUUGCCUGCGGUCUCACGCACACCGCAAUCACUCCCAUGGAUGUGACGAAAUGUAACAUGCAAGUGAACCCCGCAAAGUACAGGGGCCUCAUCUCCGGUCUUCGCACGAUCAUCGCUGAGGAAGGUGCCGCUGCUAUCUGGAAGGGUUGGGCGCCCACGCUCAUCGGCUACUCUGCCCAGGGCGCCUUCAAGUACGGUCUUUACGAAUACUUCAAGGACACCUACUCUAACCUCCUUGGUAAGGAGGAUGCGGAGAAAUACAAGGGUCUCAUUUGGUGUGCUGGUUCCGCCUCUGCCGAAUUCUUCGCGGACGUUGCGCUUUGCCCUAUGGAAAUGGUCAAGGUCAAGGUUCAGACCUCCGUGCCUGGUACCUUCCCCACUGGUUUCGGCCCCGCGCUUGCGACCAUGCGUGCCGACAGCGCCAUCACUCGCUUCCCCUUCGGAUCUUUGACUCCUCUCUGGUCUCGUCAAAUCCCCUACACUGUCGCCAAAUUCUUCUUCUUUGAGAAGGCUGUACAGUUCUUCUACUCGAACGUCUUCACCGCGCCAAAGGAGACCUACUCGAAGGGCACUCAGCUCGGCAUCACGUUUGCGUCCGGAUACUCCGCCGGUAUCAUUUGCGCCAUCGUGUCUCACCCCGCCGAUUCCCUCGUUUCUUUGAUGUCCAAGCCCGCCAAUAAGGGGAAGGGUCUUGGUCAAAUUGCCUCGGAAACGGGACUUGCCAACUUGGCCACCAAAGGUCUGGGCACUCGUGUCCUCAUGAUCGGCACUCUCACAGGUCUGCAAUGGUGGAUUUAUGACACGUUCAAGACCGUCAUGGGAAUGGGUACCAGCGGUGGAAAGUAA
Fimicolochytrium jonesii is the source of this 942-nucleotide messenger RNA. RefSeq names its product mitochondrial carrier protein. Gene Ontology annotation, molecular function: phosphate transmembrane transporter activity. The transcript has 4 exons. The record is from RefSeq and is a predicted model, not a curated record. Gene Ontology annotation, biological process: mitochondrial phosphate ion transmembrane transport. The coding region runs from base 1 to 942 and encodes 313 amino acids. Lineage: Eukaryota; Fungi; Chytridiomycota; Chytridiomycetes; Spizellomycetales; Powellomycetaceae. Gene Ontology annotation, cellular component: mitochondrial inner membrane.